AUGUCUGAGCCGAAUUCUACCCUCCCCGCAUGCUCCUCUUCUCCUCCAUCCGUCCCGCCCUCCGACGCCACAGCCGCCGCUCUCAACUACGCCUUUCUCGUCCAUUCCCAAAAGACAUUGACGCAAAACCUGCCUCCCAGAGUGGACAACAAGCUGCUGGCUCGUCAGAAACGUCGUCGGACUAGUCCGGAGGACCAUGCUAUUCUAGAGGCUGAGUAUCAGCGGAAUCCGAAGCCGGAUAAGACUGCGAGGGCGGAUAUUGUUAAUCGUGUUUCAUUGGGGGAGAAGGAGGUGCAGAUUUGGUUCCAGAACCGCCGUCAGAAUGAUCGUCGGAAGUCGAAACCGCUUCAACCUCAUGAACUCCUCGCACCGUGUGCUAUAGCAGACGAAUUGAGAGAGGGCGAUGAUAAUAUGUCGGCGGAACGCAGCACGGUGGAGCAGGGUGACCUUGACAAUGCACCGUCGUCGGACGCGUUGCAGUCUUCGUUCGAGUCGGACCCUGUAUCUGGUGCUGAGGACAAGGAUGAGCAGGAACAGUCUAUUCAGAGCUCUCAGACGAGCUUGGAUUCAGAGACGUCUGAAGUCCCCCAGCAGCCAAACGAGGAGGCAGCACCAGAGCCUGAACCUGAACCAGUGAAGAACCCCGAAACCACACAACCAGACGCAUCACAGUUGAGCACCACCAAGCGAAAGCGAUCGGUGACUGACCUGCGUGGUGAUGCAUCUGCACCCCAGCCAGCAGAGAAAGACGCGUCAAAAGACUUCAAGUCACCACCCUCGCUGCGGAUUUCACUAUCGUUUGAUGGCGAGGCAAUGGUACGGAAAGAGGGUGAAAUGACCCCAUCCCCACCAAAGGGACAAAAUGCUCUCCGCAUAUCCAUGUCUUCGGAUGGAAAGGCAGUCAUCCGUACGGACGAUGAACCCUCUCCAUCCAAGAACCGUAUAUCCAUGUUCUCUACUCGGAAGUCCCGCUUCGCAGGUCUUCGACGGAGUAACAGUGCAAUCCUGCCCGCAACGCCGCGAGUGGCCUCGAGUGAGAAAGAGAGAAUGUUCGGUCGAUCUCGUGAUCCCCGUAACUGGGAGUCCGUCUUCGACACGGACGCCAGAAGUGCCCUGUCAACUCCUGGUAGCGCCCAGAGUGCGCCACAUAGCACCCCAGGGCUCUUCCGCUCCCGUGGCCAGCGAUCGUUGACCCGAAGCCUUUCCUCAAGGCAGAAUGCCUUUGCCAACAACUCCCCCAGCCAUCCUGACACUCCGGUGCCCAUGCAGGCAGGAGAUAAGAGGCGGAAGCUUUCUCGCACGGUCUCGUCUCUCGGACGACUGGAGUUGAACAGAGCAAAUGCAUUGGGUCAGGUAUCGGGUAACUCUCUCAAGAUGCCCAAACUCCUGGGCAGCUCCAAGAAGAACGAUGAAGACUUUGAGUUCCACAACGGUGAUUCGGACAAAGAGAACUGGAUCCCAGGCACCCGGGUCUCCAACCCUCUUAUGAUGGGCAAAACCCCGCGUGUGGCGAUUAUCGGAGCUGGCAUCUCCGGCCUACGAUGCACAGAUAUCCUCGGCCAGAACGGCGCUCAAGUCACGAUUUUUGAGGCGAGAGAUCAAGUUGGGGGAAGGAUCGCCCAGAGCAAGGUUGGGGAUCACUUGGUUGAUCUCGGACCGAACUGGAUUCACGGUGGUCAAGACAACCCAAUCUCAGUUAUCGCGGAGUCAACAAAUACCAAACUCGAAGAUUUUGACGAGAAUCAAAUCGUUUUCUCUAGAGAUGGAACACCACUCGACGACAAACUCGCCGCCAAAGUUUCCGAUUUCGUGUGGACGACUGUUGAAGAGGCAUUUGAAUACAGCAAUAUAUACAAAGAUAGUAUCCCGUCGGAUCGGAGCUUAUUUGAUUUCUUCAAAGAAAGGGUUGAGAAGAGGGGUUUCAGUGAGGCGGAGAAAGAGGCUUGUCUUGAGAGUUGUAGGUUGUGGGGGUCAUAUGUUGGGGAUCCAAUUGAGAGACAGAGCUUGAAGUUCUUUUGUUUGGAGGAGUGUAUUGAUUCGAGUAAUUGUUUUGUGUCUUCUACGUAUCAGAAGAUUCUGGAGUUUGUGUCUAAGGCUGCGCUGAAAAAUGCGGAUGUUCGGUUCAAUCAGCCUGUUGUGGGGAUUGAAGCGCAACCUCGCGAGUCACAGAAAGACCAGCAGGUUGUGCUGUCCACUGCAGAUGGACAAAAGCACCGAUUCGACGAGGUCGUCGUGACCUGUCCUUUGGGCUGGCUUAAACAAAACAAAGCUGCCUUUACUCCGGACCUUCACCCUCGUCUUAUCCAGGCUAUUGAUAGCAUUUCCUAUGGCCGUCUUGAAAAAGUCUAUGUGACAUUUCCGCAGGCCUUUUGGCAUACCGAGGGAGUGGAAUUAAAAGCCCCAAACUUCGCCAUGUUCCUUGAUCCAACAUAUACAAACCAUCCGAAAGAGAUCACCUGGAACCAAGAAUGCGUUUCUCUUGCAACCCUCGGUCCACAGGCCCACCCAACCCUCCUCUUCUACAUCCACGGGCCCUGCGCGAGCCACGUCGUUUCCAACAUCUCGAAUUUGUCACCUUCGUCAUCUGAAUACCACGACUAUCUCAACGACUUCCUCCACCCCUUCUAUUCCCGUCUGCAUGGCUACUCCGCUGCAUCUGCAGACUGCAAACCCCUCGCUUUCCUCGCAACACAAUGGCAAACAGACCCAUACGCAGGCAACGGCUCGUACAGCAACUUCCAGGUCGGCUUGGAACAAGGCGAUAAGGAUAUCAAAGUCCUCCGCGACGGUGCCGGAAUUGGGAAAGAACGCGGGGUCUGGUUUGCCGGCGAACAUACAGCGCCAUUCGUAGCGCUCGGAACAACGACGGGAGCAUACUGGAGCGGAGAAAGAGUAGCCACAAGAGUAUGUCAAAUCUACGGACUUGAUGGAGUUGGAAUUGGAACCGGGAGGGAUGAUUCUCUCCCUUCGCAGGUCUCGAUUGCCUAG
This is a messenger RNA of Aspergillus glaucus CBS 516.65, 2988 nucleotides long. RefSeq lists its product as uncharacterized. The coding region runs from base 1 to 2988 and encodes 995 amino acids. Gene Ontology annotation, molecular function: DNA binding; oxidoreductase activity; DNA-binding transcription factor activity, RNA polymerase II-specific. Lineage: Eukaryota; Fungi; Ascomycota; Eurotiomycetes; Eurotiales; Aspergillaceae. The record is from RefSeq and is a predicted model, not a curated record. Gene Ontology annotation, biological process: regulation of DNA-templated transcription. The transcript is spliced from 7 exons.